This is a messenger RNA of Durusdinium trenchii, 2142 nucleotides long. NCBI's taxonomy places the organism in Eukaryota, Dinophyceae, Suessiales, Symbiodiniaceae. The record is from the annotation of a GenBank genome assembly.
AAGUCGAGCCACGACGUCUGGCACCUGUGCAGCGGCUGGCACCUCCGAAAAGCGGGCCCUUUGCACCAUGCGCCAUGCUGUGUUGGUCGAUGAUGCGAGACGCGAGCUCGAGUAUCGCUGCGUGUGGCACCGCGCGAGAUUGGCAGGCGGCUCUCAAGGUGUACGAGGGACUGGAGUCCUCAGAUAUCGUCGUGGAGAAUGCCAUGAUCCAUGCGAUGGGGAAGGGCACACAAUGGCCAAAGGCUCUCGAGCUUUUCCAUCAUCUUCAGCAGCGGACUUUGGAGAUCACCAUGGUGACCUGUGGUGCAAGCAUCAAAGCUUGUGCUUUAGGACAUCGCUGGGAGGAGGCACUCAGCAUCUUCCAUUCGAUCGCCUGGAAGCGAUUGGACACCUCGAUCAUAGCAGCCAAUGCUGUCUUGGGUGCGCUCGCCCGGGCGAAGCGCUGGGCAGAGGCCAUGGUGCUGCUGCGGGAGUUGGGAGACGAGGCGAACUCAGUCACGCUUCGUGCAGCCCUAAGUGCUUGCAGUGACCAUUCGCAGCGUUUGUGGCCCCUGGGGCUGGAAAUCCUGUGCAAUGCUGGGUCACAUGCUGUCUCGAGCUCCGUGGCAAUGCUUCCGUUGCAAUCCUGUGAGAGAGCUUCCCAGUGGAAAGAGGUGGUGCAGCUCUUGCGCUUCAUGCGUUUGCAAAGUCUGGAGGCCUCAGAAGAAGCAUUCACCUCAGGAUCCGCGGCAAUCGCAAGCUUCUCUGAGAGGAAACAGUGGGAAAUGGCCAUCCACUGCCUGCAGCCCGCUCUGCCCGCGCUGCGGCAUGGCGCUGUAAGCCAUACCAGUCGCUCCAGUUUGUCAGCCUUGCUCCAGAGCUGCGCGAACGGCCCCGACUGCUGGAGGCUCGCGCUGGGCGAGGCGUUCCUCCCGGUGGUACCACGGAGCGCUUUGAGGGUGACCACGAAGAAAGGAUGGGCUUUGGCCAUAGCAUGCUGCAAGAGCCUCUGUCAGUCCGCGGUGCAGUUGAGCAACAUCGAAAUCACCGCUUUACUCAGUUCCACCAGAAGCUCUUGGGAACUUCAAGGGUCUUUGCUGAGCGCUUUGCGUGUGUGUUCCCCGCUACGCCUAGCGGACUUGGGUGCCUUGCAGAGCGCUUUGGCACAGCGGAAGGCCUGGCAGAAGAGCUUGCACUUGGAAUGCUUGGCAGAGGCGGAUAACGUGCAGAGCGACGACUUUGUGCUCGGUUGCAUGUCUUCGGCCAUGAGCGUUGGGCCAUGGCAUUUGGCCCUGCAGUUCCUGCGGCGAGUUGGAGCCCAGAAGGAGACACUUUCAUCUUUUGCAACCAAUGGCUUUUGGCGAAUGGCAGCGACCUUCCUGUCCGAAGCCAUGCAUGUCGGGUUACGAAUUAGCGCACUUGCGCACAGCCUUUUGGUCAGCGCUUGUGAGAAGCGUGGUGCUUGGGAAUGGUCACUUCGCUUCUGUUCUGGACGCUUGGGGACGCUGUCUGGGACGUACAACUCGGUGAUGAGUGCCAGUGAGAAGUCGACUUACUGGCCAGUGAGCCUACAGCUCUUGGGUGAACUGCGGGCGAAGGAGGUGGAGCCAAGCAGCGUGAAUUUUUGCACAGCCAUCAGUGCCACGGAUCGUGGUGAGCGGCCGGAUUUGGGCCUUGCAGUACUUUGGGAGUCCCUUUGGUUGCCGCUGGACUUGAAAAUCAGCAUGUUGCCAUGGUCCCUGGCACGGCUUGGCAUCAGUGAUCCUGCCUGGCUGCAUCUGGCGUGUGUGGAGCUUCUGGAGAAGCGAGGAACUCUUAGCACUGUGAGCAGCAAGGAACUUUCAAAUGUAGCUUGGUCCUUGGGAAUGUCGGCGGUGCUCCUUCCGGCUGUCCAAGGUCCUUUGGCGCGGGAAGCCGUGGCACGGCUGCGACGGACGGGUGAAGAUCGGCCGCGUUUGAGCCUGGACGACUUGGUGAACACAGCGUGGGGCUUCAGCAGCGCUCCGGAUCCUGCCACCUGGGCCUAGUGGGGAUGGGGCACUGCCUGGCACAGGUGAAAAGACUGAAAUGACCACAUAGAAGAAAGACCGCAAGGCAAGUUGGAGAAAAUCAAGAGCGACAUCCCAACAUUGACUUGCCACAGACUGUGUGCACCAUUCGGCC